This is a messenger RNA of Helobdella robusta, 330 nucleotides long. RefSeq lists its product as hypothetical. The transcript is spliced from 3 exons. The record is from RefSeq and is a predicted model, not a curated record. Lineage: Eukaryota; Metazoa; Annelida; Clitellata; Rhynchobdellida; Glossiphoniidae. Bases 1 to 330 code for a protein of 109 amino acids.
AUGCGAUAUUAUUGUAAACGAUCGACUUUCUUCGUACAAGUGGACGCGGAGAUGAGGAAUCAGACGCGGGCUCAGGGCGACCAGGUGCGACUGAACUGCGAGAUAACUGGGCACCCUGUACCCACCUACGCCUGGUUCAAGAACGAUCGCAGACUGGACGAGAACAUCAAGAUGAAGAGGAUGAAGAUUCUGUCGACCUACUGGGGGUCAAGCAAAAACAUCAACAACAAUAACAACAAAAACAGCAACAAAAACAUCAACAACAACAACAGCAGCAACAAAAACAUCAACAACAACAACAUCAACAACAACAACAGCAUCAAGUUUUAA